Podospora pseudopauciseta is the source of this 4057-nucleotide messenger RNA. RefSeq lists its product as uncharacterized. Gene Ontology annotation, molecular function: calcium ion binding; calcium channel activity. Lineage: Eukaryota; Fungi; Ascomycota; Sordariomycetes; Sordariales; Podosporaceae. The record is from RefSeq and is a predicted model, not a curated record. The transcript has 2 exons. Gene Ontology annotation, biological process: calcium ion transmembrane transport; intracellular calcium ion homeostasis. The coding region runs from base 1155 to 3746 and encodes 863 amino acids. Gene Ontology annotation, cellular component: membrane.
AAGCAUUCAGCCUCAGUGCUAGUGCAUCGAGCUGAGGCUGGCUCUCUGUUGGCGCCAACUCACGCCGAUAUUUUCAACUUGAGCCGAAUUGAGCUUUGAAGAGGCCUGCCCUUAUUACUCUGUACUUCAUCAAGCAUUGGUAUUGAGACGAGUGCGGCAUUUCGGCUUCCCCGCACUUGCUGAGGUUCCAAUGUGAUGCCAAGCAUCGCUCACGCAUGAGUAGGAGCAUGGAGGAGGGAAAGAUGCUGUUUGAGGGAAAUACGUGAGUAAAUAGGCCCAAGAACAUAGAAAGAUCAUGUGUUGAGACUGAUACCACGAUAGCUCGAAUAAUCGAUAGGUGGAUAACUCCGUAGAUGAUCAUGCAAUAAAUUCAGAUGAGCUUUUGGCAGGCAGUGGCAGGCAGUGGCAGGCAGUGACAGGCACAGAAUGUCAAAAGGGCGGGGACACUUGGCCCUGGCUCUCUGCCAGGGGUGCCUGAAGGGUCCACCACAUUGACGUCACCGCCAAGAGAUAAGAUGGGGCAGGCAGGACGAUCGCUGGUCCACCUCAUCCCAAUACUGCAAUUCAACGCGUUUGAAAACUCCAUCUUCUCCUCUUCCAUGCAUCAGGAGAGAUGAACUUUUCUUGUGAAACCGGCAUCUUGCAGACGGCCAAGACACGAUGGAGGGUCCACCCCAACCACAGGGAACCACGACACCCCGAUCAACGGUCCCUGAGUUUCCCCCUGGGUGGCCACAGAUCGCUUUAUGAUAUUGACAGAUAUCGACAAGAUGAGAUGAAUGUAUCUGAAAGCCACCUGGAAGUGCUGGACCACGGCUGGUGGGGUUGAAGCCCAGUUGAUGACAAUCAAGGCUUGGGCUAAUGGCUCUGUUGGCGUCGGUAGAACCCAAGAAAGCGUUCAGCCAUGCGGCAAUACGCAACCGACGGAGCCAGCACUACUACCUGGUUGGCAUCGUCCCACAACUGCUGUGGGUCGCUUGUGUUGAUCUGUCGGACUGUUUGAAGCCCCGAGUGGAAAACCCUUGAAGUAUACAAGCCGUCUGUCCACAUCCCCAGUUUUCCAGCUUUUCUCUUUGACUCGAUUUCCAUGGACUGGACAUUAGAGCACAAAAACCGACCUUAUACUUUCAUUCAUCCACGCUCAAUGCACCAUCAUGCGCUCCUCGGAGGAGGGCAUGCCCGAGCUGGGCUCAGAGGGACGACCGACCCUUCGUGUUCAGAUGCCGUCUUACUCAGAAAUGAGCUCAAACAGUGAAAAGCCCAAGGGCACUCUUGAUCCCGACCAUUUGGCUCCCGAAACGGCACCCCUCAGCCCUGCCGAGUCUAGAGAAGUCGCCAACAGACUUAACGACGACCUCGAGCUUCUCCGUAUCGAACGUAUUGUCUCUCAUCAGCAACAAAACGACGCCCGUUCGAGAAACCGAAGUCACCAUGAGCGUCCCGACCAGGUCGAAGAUGCCUUCAACUCAGCCACGCCUGCUCCCAUCACCGCCAGGACUCCGGAGAAAAAGUCGACCUGGCUUACACGACUUUGGGUUUCGUUGAAGAGAUUCCCUCGCGUUCUUCGCUACGUUGUCUACGCCAUCCCAGCCGGCAUCCUCAUUCUGAUACCAGUCUUCUUGGACUUGUUUGCCUAUGACGGCAAUAGCGAACCAGUUGGUGGUGAGGGAGGUGUUCAGCUGCUCUGGUUUGGAAUCUGGCUUGAGGUGGUCUGGUUAUCGCUAUGGGCUGGUCGCAUUCUCACCUCCAUCAUGCCUGCCACCGUUGCCUUCAUUGCAGAUACCGUUGGAUCAAGCAACCACAAGAAGUGGCGGGAUAUCGGACGCCAAAUGGAGUUUCCGACUGCCCUUUUCGUUUGGAUGCUGGCCGUCUUGGUGUCAUACAAGCCUAUAUUGAAUCACCGAGUCAUUAAUGAUCCCGACAAUGACGGCAGCAUACCUUAUGUCACCUGGGUCGAUGUUCUUUACAAGAUCAUCAUAGCCUUGUUUGUGCUGGCAACGCUCAAUGUGGCCGAGAAGAUUCUGAUUCAGUGGAUCGCAGCUUCGUUCCACCUGCGUACCUACUCGCACCGCAUUCGGGAAAACCAAAUGCAAAUCGACUGCCUUAUCACUCUUUACUCGUACGCCAAAACCCGGCUGGAAGAACAAGACCCGGUCUGGGAUCCCAACAGUGACAGGAACAACUCUUCUGGGAGCCGAACACCGAUGAAGGCCAUCCAUUCCAAUGCCCGUCAGGCUUGGAACAAGGUGGGCAACGCCGCCAGUCGCAUGGCUGGUGACUUUACCGGGCGAAAGGUUGCCAAGAACAAUCACAAGAGAGUUGUGUUGGAGCUGCUCCGAGAGACAGCAUCGAGUUACACACUUGCCCGCGUCUUUUACCGUACUUUUGUUCGUCCGGACCACAACACUAUCACGGUAGAUGAUCUCCUGCCAGCAUUCCCAACUCCUGAGGAGGCUGAGUUAUGCUUCAACGUCUUUGACAAAGAUCUCAAUGGUGACAUUUCGAUGGAGGAGCUUGAGAUGGUUUGCAACGAGAUCCACCUGGAGAAGAAGGCGAUUGCCGCCUCUUUGAAGGAUCUGGACUCUGUCAUCAAGAAGCUGGACGAAGUGUUCAUGUUUCUUGUUGCAGUUAUUGUCAUCAUUGUGUUUAUCAGCAUCAUCUCUAACUCGGCCGCUGCAGCGCUCACCUCGACGGGUACGGUUAUACUGGGUUUGUCGUGGCUUCUUCAAGCCACCGCUCAGGAAUUUCUUCAGUCCAUCAUCUUCGUCUUUGUCAAACACCCCUUCGACGUCGGUGACCGCGUCACCAUCUACGGCAACACCGGCUCCAUGAUGCGAGGUGAUGACUACUACGUCAUCGAAAUCUCCCUUCUCUACACCGAGUUCAAGAAAAUGGAAGGUCAUGUCGUGCAGGCGCCCAACUCCCUGCUCAACAACCUCUUCAUCCUCAACCAGCGCCGCAGUCAAGGUCUCGCCGACCCGAUCAAUCUCAAACUCCGCUUCGGCACGACAGAAGCCCAAAUCGAGGAGCUCAAGUCCAGAAUGCUGGAAUUUUGCCUCCAGAACAAGCGUGAUUAUGCCCCAAGGAUUAUCUCUGAAGUUCAGACCAUUGACGAGGUUGCCUCGAUCACCAUGAACAUCAUCUUUUUCCAUAAGAGCAACUAUCAAAACGAGCUCCUCCGUCUCACACGCCACAACCGUUUUGCCGUCGAGCUCAUGAGGCAGAUGCACGACAUGGGUCUGGAGACGCCUCGUCUUGUUGCGCCUGGUGGUGGGAGGGACAUGCCUAUGUAUUGGGCUUCGAUCCCACCCCCUGGGUACUCCCAGCGGGAUCAUGGACCUGACAACACACCUGGAACUACUGGCGAACCCGUCACGGCCGUGCCUCUUCCCAGCCCGAACGCAGCAGCAAGGAGGAGGGCCAACAGCCGUGCCGCGGUUGUGGAGGCGGGGAUGGAUUUUCAGGAUGUGUAUCACAGCCGGAAGAGGGAUAAUUCCGUUACGAGGCUGGCGUCGAUUAGUCAGUCGCCGAGGGAGGAUGAGGAGGAGGAGAAUAUUGGGGAUGGGGCCUCUCGGGCGGGGGUGAGUAUUGAUCAGCAUCUGGAGAAGGUUGCGAGCAGGGAUAGUGCUUCGACUAGGAGAGGGAAGUUGUGGCCUAUGAGGUCGGUAAGUAGGGCUGGGAGUGGGCAGCAUCAUUCUCGGUAUCAGGGGAGUGGGGGGAGUGGUGCACCGGGAGCGAUUGUUUAAGUGUAGGGAGGGUUUAAUGAUGGGCUUAUGGGAAGGGAUUUUGGCUGUUGAAGGCGGAUACCCGGGAGGCAAGGCAACAUUUUUUUACUUCAUUUUUUUCCGCAUUUGCAGACACACACACAUUUUUACAUACUGGGCCUGUGGCCGCAUAGGUAUAUUUUGGGCUUUUUAAACAUUUUCUAGAUACCUACAACAGAUUUUCCAUUUUUGUCACGCAUAUCAAAUAGGGAAUGAGUUCUCAGCAACAACAUUAAUGCCUCUGGCCGAUAAAAUAUUGAUACAGCAAAUUGCCCCUUUGUGUUUUAAAAAAA